AUUAAACAACAAUAUUACCCGCACUACGCUAUACCAUCCUAUGUUUUAUCCAUAACGUCCUGAUUAGUACUUGUUGCACAGUUAGCGUAUAGUGAAGUUGGCCUUGACUGAUUUACAUGUACUUAAGAUGUUACGUUCGCACUGAAAUAACUUUAGGAAGCAGUGAUUAUUUCUAUUAAUGCGGGACGGGAGACCUGGAUACAUACAAAUGCGGAAAAGAACAAUCUAAACAUUUUUAACAUAUUGAGCAAGUUGACCACGACCACGUACGUAAUCAGCUGUUGUCGAUUACCGGGUAUUGAUAACAGAGGGGCGUUUGGUUGCACUACAUCGGCACUACAUACUCUAAAGAUCUAAAGAUGCUAUCCCUAACCACAGUGGAGUAUGUUACAAAUACGGCUACAUUUCUCAUGUUUUGCACUGGCAUCCCACCAUGUUUGAACAUGAUGAAAACAGGAAGUACGAAGAAUGUGCCUUUCGUACUAUUUCUAAUAGGCUCUGUGAGCUGUACCAACAGUAUGUACUAUGGGAGAGAAAUAGGCAAUUCAAGUAUCAUGAACCUGAACGGACUAGGAGCUAUUUUGCAGAUUAUUUAUGCUCUUACAUACUUAGCGGUUACUAAGAACAAGUUAGACUGUGUGCCAUACUUUCUACUGUUUUUAUUAUACUUUUGCUCAGUGUACUACUACCUGUAUUCAAUAGUGAUUGACCCCGAUCUAGUAAGGGAAAAUGUUGGGAUCAUAGCAAGUACCAUUUGUACCAUGAUGCUCUUCAUGCCUGUCACUGAAUUGCCUGGCAAUAUCAUAAAUAAGAAUGCUGAUGGAGUCCCAGCUGUUAUGCUUGUUGGUAGUUGCAUUUGUUCUAUAUGCUGGUUGACUUAUGGCUAUUUGCUUCAAGAUGUCUUCAUAUAUGGACCAAACUUUGUAGGAAUCUGUGUGGCAUUUCUUAAGCUACUCAUGUUCCCUUUAUAUGGUGGCAGCAAAACUAAAACUGAAUAAUUGGACAAACAAUUGGAUACAAGUGAAUACCUGAAUAAUGGUUGAUAUAAGACACCUGUGAAGAGUGGCUGAUCAGAAAUAAGGUGCUUGUGAAUAAUGACUGAUCAGAAAUAAGACGCUUGUGAAUAAUGA
Messenger RNA from Owenia fusiformis, 1130 nucleotides. NCBI's taxonomy places the organism in Eukaryota, Metazoa, Annelida, Polychaeta, Sabellida, Oweniidae. The record is from the annotation of a GenBank genome assembly.